GCCUUUGAGCUUAGCGUGUACUAAGGUUUGUCCGAAUCCCUCAGUGUUGCGUUCCAAUAAAUCUUUCCUGACUCCUUUCUCAGAUGAGAACCACACAGCGGCGGCGGUGGCGGCGGCGGCCGAGAACAGCAGACUGCUGGACAUCCCGCGCUAUCACUGCGAGGGCACCGAGUCGCCCUAUCAGACCGGACAGCUCCAUCCUGCCAUACGGGUGGCCGACCUGCUGCAGCACAUCAAUCUGAUGAAGACCUCCGACAGUUACGGCUUCAAAGAGGAGUAUGAGAGCUUCUUUGAGGGUCAGUCUGCUUCCUGGGACGCAGCAAAGAAAGAGCAAAAUCGAACGAAGAAUCGAUACGGGAACAUCAUUGCAUGUAAGAGUGUAGAUGCGGGAGCCGGCCGGACUGGGUGUUACAUCGUGAUUGACAUCAUGCUGGACAUGGCAGAGAGAGAAGGGGUGGUGGACAUCUACAACUGCGUCAAAGCUCUGCGCUCCAGACGAAUCAACAUGGUUCAGACUGAGGUGCGUUUGCAUGCUUCAAUCAUGAGACUGAGUACGGUCCUCUAA
Molecule: messenger RNA, 565 nt
Organism: Sinocyclocheilus grahami
Lineage: Eukaryota; Metazoa; Chordata; Actinopteri; Cypriniformes; Cyprinidae
Product: receptor-type tyrosine-protein phosphatase kappa-like
Exons: 3
Biological process (GO): protein dephosphorylation
Molecular function (GO): protein tyrosine phosphatase activity
Source: RefSeq, a predicted model, not a curated record